AGUAUCUAAUAGCCGAAUAUCUUUUUGAUUACUCAGAUUAUUCGAUAAUCAAGUAAAUUCAAGAACUGAGCAAUAUUUGAGGCAUUUAUCUAGGUGCAUAGGUGCCAGUGUUGCCUUACAGCGCUCAAACGCACUGUAUGUGUAAUGUUGAGACUGCGGCCUCAACUUUUUAUGUUCUUGCAGUUGAAUGGAGCUGUCGCAAAGACAGCCUCACACACGCACACACACAGACAGACAGACAGGAAGAAACGUGGACAGGAACAGGAACAGGGGCAGGAGAACUUUUGUUUGUGUUUAUUGUGGUGACAAAAGGGAAAUUAGCAAUGACAAUUAGCCGGGAUUGCCCAUGUCCGUGUCUCAGCCUGUGUGUGGGUGUGUGUGCUUGUACAUGGUUUCAUUAAUUAACUGAGACAAGAAUGAGAGAGUCAAACAAGGCCAAGAGGAAGAGUUACUGUCCCAGGAGACACAUACACGGAGAGAUUCAGUAAGUUAGUAACUCUUUGCGGCUACUGCUGUGGCUACUCAUGCCCUAAUGGACCAUCUCAGUUGGGGUUAAUCUCUUUAAACACGGCCACUCAGCUCCACUCCAACCACGGCAUACAGAUACUCGUACUCGUAAACCGAAACCCCACUGCCACCAACACCACCACCACCACCAACGAACAGCAAAAGUUAAUCAGUGUAAGAACUUCUUGCAUCGCAUCGCCUGGAUCGCACACGGAUUUAGAUCGGCCAGCUCGUCCCAGAUGGCUUGUGGCUGCGCACACAGUAGUUUAGGAUACACAGAGAAGGAUAGACUUAUAGUGACGCCGGGACAGGGACAGCGGCAGCAGCAUCCACGCCAGCGCCGCCAGGUGCGUCUUCUUCAGAACAGUCCGUCCUCCGACCAGAGCAACGGCACGUUGGUGGCACAGCGCCUGAUCAACUCCGGCAGCAGCACCAAAAUGAAGACGCUCUCCUCCUUCAUCAGCGAGCAUCCCGAGGAGCUGGCCCAGCAGUGUCGCGUCCAGGCCAACCCCAACGCCACUGGCAAUGUGAAUGGCCAGCAGACGACGAAGUGGAAGAGCCUCAGGGCCGUGAUGGCUUACUACUGCUCACUGCGACGCAUUAAGAGGAAUGUUGCUCACUAACCUACUAUCCAUAUACUCGUGCAUAUAUGCGUAUAUACCUACAAUAUCUGUUUAACUGGAGAUUCAAGUUUUUCUAGCGUUAUCUAACCUAUGUUUUUGUGUGUGUGUAAACUAUCUUGCAUUGUGUGCGUGCGUGCGUGCGUGCGUACGCACGUGUGUGUGAGAUAAUCCCCCUUCUUGCUCACCCUCCACAGAAAAUAAUCGUAAAGUCCUUGAUAUGACCCUCGAUACUAACUAACCGACUAACUCUCAUUGAUCGCUCUCUCUCACACAUACACACACUCUUUGUCUCUCUCUCUCUCUGUCUCUGUUACUAAUUACUAACCCGAUCUUAUCGUAGUGUAUGAACCUAUGUGUAACUAUCUAUAUAUCUUAUAUAUCAUUGAUGUGUAAGCGAAUGCCAGACCUCUCUCAAAACUCAACUCAACUCAACUCUAAUCCAAAUCGCUCGUUCGCCUGCUCGCUCAUUCGCUAACUCUUUCCCUCAGUCCAUCAUUAGAUCUGUUAAUUUUUCUCUGUGUCUCUAUUUCUCCCACUCAAUGUUCUAGGGCUCUAGGGCGGUACAGUUAAGCCUUGUCAAAGAAACAACAAUAAACAUUUCAUUUCACUCCCUUCGGAUAAGGCUGCCUUUAAGCGGUUUUUAAGGGGUUUUCAUAAGUGGUGCAAAGCAUUGGACAGAUAUAUGUUUAACCAUAUGAAUAAUACCUUAUUUUAUGAGGGAGGUACAUACAUAGCUCUGGAGUUUUAGUUCAGGGUGAGCCAAUUCUGUAUUAUUUAAAAUUUGCAGGUACUGAGAAUAUAAAUUACCGACAUUUUCAACUCCAAAACUUGAAAACUUUCUCCACACAAUCUCUCGCUUAAUCAGUGUUGAAAAGCGUUUCGUUUGUCAGAAAUUUACAUAAGUUCAUCAACCAUGCACAUGUCCUGUACCAUGUAUGUGUACAAGCGGUAGCACUGUAUUAUUUAGAGAGAACAGAAACGAUUUUGGCUCAGGAUUAAAGGAAUUUCAGCACGCAACUUUAAAACUUUCUCGUUGCUCUACAGGGAUUUACUCGUUUGAUAAGUGUUGGAAAGCGCGUGACAAAAAUUUGCAUAUAUUAAGCAUAUGCAUAACUAUUUCUCAUAUGGCGGAGGUAGCACUGUAUUAUUUGGAGGGGAGCAAAGGUGUCAGGGCCGGGAACACUCCACUCGUACACUUAACCACUUUCUGUUCUAGUUUCGGUUCAUUUUUGGCAAGGGGAAACUUAAAAGUUUACCCCACCUAAACAAGUUGAUGCCAAGCUGAGGCAAGCACACACAGAUACAGAACUCACACACAGAUGCACACACAGAUACACACGUGCAUAUACAUGGCAUGACAGUGUAAAGGGGCUGAAGAAGCAGAAGAACUUUUGCUUGAAAAAUCUCUGCAAACAGCAAAAGUUAAAGUGGCUUUUGUUUGUGUGAGAAGAGAGAGUGUGUGUAUGUGUGAAUCGAUAUGUUUAAGCUGCUGCUGGCUGCUGGCUCCUACUGGCUGCUGCCUGCUGGCUGCAAUGUAGGCGAACUUUUGACACAAAUACACCAACACACAGACACACACACAUAGUACAGAGAGAGGAGCAUUCAACAUGCGCCUAUGCAUACGAUACGCCACAAUGCUUGCUGUAUGCCGCUUGCCGCUUGCCGUUUGCAGCUUGCCGCCUGCCGCCUGGCAUUGUGCAUACCGAAUGGGAAAUUGCCUUCUGACUGACAACUUACAAAGAAUUUGAAUUUAGAAAAUUGCAAAUUUAUGUAGAAGCCAAGGGAACACACUGACUCAGACACAAAUACACUCCGUACCAGAGAAGGGGGAACCCUUGGAAGACCAAAAUCUAUGCAGUCUUCUUUGAAUCCGCCACUGAGUCCUGCCUCAACAAAAGAAAAAAGGCAGUGCCUGCAUAUGCAUGACAUCUCACUGCCCCAGUCUCGGCGGAUCCAUUGCCCCAUUGCCCCUUAUUGUCCCAUUUCCACAUUGACCUUUCCCCUCUCUCAAUGUGGCUCUCUCUCUCUUAAGAGAAAACUUGUGGUUAGGUAAUUCCUUUACAAGUUACUUUGAUUCGCAAUCAAAUGCAUUGUUCGAUCUGUCGUCUGUCGGCAAUUGUGUUUUGAUUUCAAGCUACUUGAGAUGCUGCUCACUUCUGCCGUGUGGCACAGGUACGAGUACAUAUACUCGAAUAGAGAUGUAUUGAGUUCUUAAUGGGGAAUAAAUCAAUCCAACAGUUCAAGCAUUGCAUCUAACUAUUUAUACACUCGGGUCACUAGGCUAUGCAUACAUGUAUGCGUCGAUGUCGAUGUGCAGUUGAAAGUUCAGGAAUUAAAACUGUCCGAACUGGGAGCUGAGUUCAGUCAACUGUCCGUUUAGCUGCCAGUUAACGUAUAAUUGGACAUUGAUAAAUUGAAAGAUAUUUUAAGUGAGCCCAACUCCAACUGAAAGGUGAAGCACUGCAGGCUAAAAGCUUUUAUUAGUGAAUUGUGCCUAAGCCAUGUUGCAUGUGGGAGAUAAAUAAUUACAGGAAAACUACACCGAUUUCAUGAUUUUAGAUCAGCAAGUACCCGUAGAAAUAGCAAUAUAGGAGUGUAGGAAAAUGAGGCACCGACACAAAAGGCUUUUUUUGUAGGCUCCAGCCGAAAGCGAAUUUAAGUGAAAUUAGAUAGUGAAUCAGAACCAAAUCACAGCCAGAACAGUGCAGAGAAAUGUGGUGGCAUAUGUUUUUUGGCAUCCGUGACCACAGUCAAAUGGUGUCCCCAGUCAAUGCCAACUCCGGGCAGGGCAGGAAGCGUUCAGAGAUUUCCCUCAUGAUGGCUAGAUGAGUCGGCGGAAUUUUUCAAUUGUUGUUUCAUUUGAUGCCAGUCAAGUGGUGAACCGAACGCGAUUGUUGGAAACAUUCUGGCUGGUCAUGGUUUCAGCCUGAUAGCCGCACGACCGCGCAGCCAAGCUGGCCCCCAGGCGUUAAUUGAAAUCCGGCUUAGAAACUGAGGCCCGAACCCGGCCCGUUCAGGGUCCCACGAAACAUCCAAAACUCGGACAUCAUGCAGCCAUUAAACAAUAACAAUUUUACUGAACCGCACACAUGAACACACACACGAAAUAGGACUAAUGCGGGAGAGUCCUUUAACAUUUUGUGGAUGAUUUGUGGUGCAAUAAAGCAGGCCAUUUAAUAGGGCGAAUGGAGACAAAGACUGAGACUAAGAAUGAGACUGAGACUGAGACCAAGACCGAGCCUCGAGAACCUCUUUAACCUUUUCGAACCCAAAAUCGAAAACGAAACGAAACGAAUAGGAGAAAUUGGGAAAUAUCAAAACGAACAAGCUCAUUCCCAAUUUAUAUUAAAUCGAAAGUCCACAAAUGGUUCAGCUGACCCCAAAACAACAAUGGGGUCACCCACACGCACACUCUCCCGCUCACAUGGGGUAUAAUCUUAUCGUGCAGCAAGCCUUUUUCCGCUUGGCUGGCGGGUAAAGGAAGGGAAAGGUUGCAAUGGGAUGGGAUGGGAUAGAAGGAAGUGUUCUCGGAUGGUUUCCGGAAUGGGUCCUGCGAUGCCCUGCAUUGGGGGCCCGCAUAUCAGUCAAGGGCCAAGUCAAACAAGUCCGCCAAAUGGAUUGUCUAUCUUGCGGGCUUGGUUGUAUGUUUUUCUCCCUUUCUGUGUGUGUGUCUCUCUCUCUCUCUCUCUCUCUCUCUCAUUCACUCUCUCUAUCUAUAUAUAUAUAUAUCUAUCUAUCUGUCUGUCUCUCUGUGCCAAUCUAUUUCUAUUGAAUUCUCUCUCACUUUGCCUCAAAACAUUACAAACAAAAUAAUACAAAACAAAAAAAAUGAAAAUGAUACGAUAAAAAAAAAAACAAACAAAAAAU
This is a messenger RNA of Drosophila miranda, 4997 nucleotides long. RefSeq lists its product as uncharacterized. Lineage: Eukaryota; Metazoa; Arthropoda; Insecta; Diptera; Drosophilidae. The coding region runs from base 747 to 1130 and encodes 127 amino acids. The record is from RefSeq and is a predicted model, not a curated record. The transcript has a single exon.